GCUAGGAAGUCCCAUCAAAAGCCACCAAAACCCACCAAUCUCACACCAUGGUCUUCAAACGAGAGUACUACCACAUCCCUAGGAAGAUGUAGGCCACACUUCCCUGAGAGUUGAGCUGCUCACCCCUCGGUCUAGGACGAAGCUGGAAAUGCCCACAAGGGCUACUGACCCAAGAGUCAGACUCGGAGAGCUCCCUGGCUGGAGGAACCCAUCUCAGGAGUGCCACGGAGGGCUGCUACCUACACAAGGCCUCUGUUUCAGCUGUCACCUUCUCUUCUAGAUGAAGCCAGUGGGUCACAAAGAUGAACUGUUUGAUGCAACGGAGAGAGAGAGGCUGGAAUGUCCGUCUCAGGAGAGCCCCUAUCUGUUCACCUACAGAAAUAGCAACUACCAGGCCAAACAGCUGAAACCCAUAGGAAGGCUUCAGGUGAGAGAAGGCACAGAAUUUAACUGCUUGGACAAAGACCCCUCGAACACAGUACCCACCACAGUUCACAGGCUGAGGCCGGCUGACAUCAAGGUGAUUGGAGCCCUGGGUGACUCUCUCACGGCAGCCAAUGGGGCCGGGUCCAAAACUGGGAAUGUCUUGGAUGUCUUAACUCAGUACCGAGGCCUGUCCUGGAGCAUAGGAGGAGAUGAGAACAUCAGGACGGUGACCACCCUGGCCAACAUCCUCCGGGAAUUCAACCCCUCCUUGAAGGGCUUCUCUGUUGGCACCGGGAGAGAAACCUCGGCCAAUGCAUUCUUCAACCAGGCCGUGGCAGGAGCCAAAGCAGAGGACUUAACUACCCAGGCCCAAAAGCUGGUGAGCCUGAUGAGGGCAGACACGACAAUAGACUUUGAGAAGGACUGGAAGAUAAUCACUGUCUUCAUAGGAGGCAAUGACCUCUGUGCUUCUUGCAAUGACCUGGAUCACUAUUCACCCCAAAACUUCACAGACAACAUCAAGGCGGCCUUGGACAUUCUCCAUGCAGAGGUUCCCCGGGCCUUUGUGAACAUGGUGAAGGUGCUUGAGAUCAUCGGCCUGAGGGACCUCUACAAAGAAACUAAAGUCAGCUGCCCGCGGCUUAUCCUCAGGUCUCUGUGUCCUUGUGUCCUGAAGUUUGAUGAUAACUCAACAGAAUUUGCCGCCCUGGUUGAAAGGAACAGGCAGUAUCAGGAAGGAACUGAACAGCUGAUCGAGAGCGGACGAUACGACACCAGGGAUGAUUUCACUGUGGUUCUCCAGCCAUUCCUUGAAAAUGUGGCCGUGCCAAGGACCCCGGAGGGCCUGCCCGACAACUCCUACUUUGCCCCUGACUGUUUCCACUUUAACGUCAAGACUCACGCCCGCGCAGCUGUUGCCCUCUGGAAGAACAUGCUGGAACCUGUUGGCCAUAAGACGAGACAAGAGAAUUUUGAAAUCAAGCUCCCUAUCAUGUGUCCGAACCAGACCUUGCCGUUUCUGAGCACCUACAAGAACAGCAACCAGGGUUAUGGAACCUGGACGUUGUGCGAGGACAGAGCCCCUUCUGCCUCACCACCAAACUCAGUGCAUGCCCUGAGACCUGCAGACAUCCAAGUGGUGGCAGCUCUGGGAGACUCUCUGACCGCUGGCAAUGGAAUCCGCUCCCAAGAAGAAAACCUCUCGGAUCUCGACACACAGUAUCGAGGACUGUCAUAUAGUGCUGGUGGGGAUGCGUCCCUGGAGAAUGUGACCACCUUGCCCAAUAUCCUUCGGGAGUUUAAUGAAAACCUCACAGGCUAUGCAGUAGGCACCGGUGACGCCAAUUCUGCGAGCGCAUUCCUUAACCAGGCUGUGCCUAGGGCGAAAGCUGAGAACCUUGUGAGCCAAGUCCAGACUCUGGUUGAGAAGAUGAAGAAUGACCACAGAGUGAACUUCCUCCAAGACUGGAAGGUCAUCACAGUCAUGAUUGGGGCCAGUGACUUGUGUGACUUCUGCACGGACACGAAUCGAUACUCCGCAGUCAACUUUUCUGACCAUCUCCGCAAUGCCUUGGACAUCCUGCAUAGGGAGGUACCCAGAGCCCUGGUCAACCUUGUGGACUUCAUGAACCCCAGUGUCAUACGGCAAGUGUUCCUGAAGAAUCCAGACAAGUGCCCAGUACAUCAGGCCAGUGUUCUGUGCAACUGUGUUCUGAGUCCGGGGGAGAAUUCCCAGGAGCUGGGGAGUCUGGAGGCCUUCUCCCAGUCCUACCAGAAUAGCAUGCGGCAGCUGGUUGAGUCAGGCCGCUACGAUACCCGGGAGGACUUCUCGGUGGUGCUGCAGCCUCUUUUCCGCAAUGCCAAGCUCCCCAUCCUCGAGAAUGGGCAACCAGACACAUCCUUCUUUGCCCCAGACUGCAUCCUCCCUAACCAGAAGUUCCACUCCCAGCUCUCGAGAGCCCUCUGGUCCAACAUGCUUGAACCUCUGGGAAAGAAAACAGACACUUUGGACCUGACAGCAUUCAUAGCCAUGGCCUGCCCGUCCCAGGAUGAGCCCUUCCUGAGAACCUUCCGGAACAGUAACUACACGUACCCUUCCGAGCCAGCCAUUGAGAACUGGGGCAGUGACUUCCUGUGCACAACGCAGAGUCCUUCCAGCAGUGUGCCCAGCUCAGUCCAUGAGCUCCGACCAGCAGACAUCAAGGUGGUGGCAGCUCUGGGUGACUCUGUGACAACAGCCUCAGGAGCGCGACCAAGUGAGUCCAGCAGUCUAACCACCUCCUGGAGGGGGCUGUCCUGGAGCAUUGGAGGAGAUGGAACGUUGGAGACCCAUACCACACUGCCUAACAUACUGAAGAAGUUCAACCCUUCCAUCCUUGGAUUCUCCACCGGUACCUUGGAAGAGACAGCAGGAUUAAAUAUGGCCAGAGAAGGGGCCAGAGCUCAGGACAUGCCGGCCCAGGCCCGGGCUCUGGUGGAGAAAAUGAAAGCCACACCUACAAUCAACCUGAAGGAAGACUGGAAGCUGGUUACACUCUUUGUUGGGGGCAAUGACCUGUGUCAUUACUGUGAGAACUCGGAGAACCAGUUAGUCGAUGAGUAUGUCAAGCACAUCCAGCAGGCCUUGAACAUCCUCUAUGAGGAGCUUCCCAGGGUUUUCAUCAAUGUGGUGGAGGUCAUGGAGCUGGCUGGCCUAUACCAGGGCGAAGGUGGGAAGUGUGCCAUGCCGCUGGCGGUUCAGAACUGCAGUUGCUUUGAGCGUAUUCACAAUCCCACAGCAAUGCAGGAGCUGAAGAAAGUGAACUGGAACUUCCAGAGUGGCAUCUCCGGGCUUUCCUACUGGCCCCAGUACAUGCAGCGUGAGGACUUCGCAGUUGUCGUUCAGCCUUUCUUCCGGCAAACCCUCAUCCCACUGACUGAGCAAGGGAACAUGGACCUCACCGUCUUCUCUGAAGACUGUUUCCACUUCUCAGAACGUGGGCAUGCUGAGAUGGCCAUUGCCCUCUGGAACAACAUGCUGGAACCAGUGGGCCGUAAGACAACUUUCAAUAACUUCACACACAGCCGGACCAAACUCAAGUGUCCUUCACCUGAAAGCCCGUUCCUCUACACCCUUCGGAGUGCUCAGCUUCUCCCAGCCCAGCAGGCUGAAGUAUCCUCCAAGGUGCUGACCUGGGCAGUGCCAGUGGCAGCAGUAGGUGGUCUGGUAGUUGGCAUCCUUGGCAUGAUGCUGUGGAGAGCCAUGAGACGCCCCCGUAUGGAGGCUCCUUCCACAAUUUUGAACGCUACCCACCUCUAGGACCCUGCCUGAGUGCGUGGAUCUUCAUCCAGAUUCCAAGCUACUCUCCUCACCAGGCCUUCAGCUGCUACAGCCCUGGACACUGUGGCCAACCUUGCUUCUAUACCUGGUGCCCUCAGAAGCCAAAGGGACUGUCACAACUUCUUGGGAAUUUGGCUGCUCCCAGGUUUCUGGAAGGCCAGAGCCUUUACUGAAAGACUAUUUUAUUCUUAGCUUAGCCUGGUCCUCGCCCUUGCCCUCCAUCUGAUGCUCAUCCAGGGUGGGAGCCAGAGUGUGUUCGGUCCUAUACCAGGCAAGGUUGCCUGGGGAAUAAGACCAGAGUCCAGGCUGGCCCUGACCAGCUUCAUCACAGUAUUAUGACAAGUGGAUCUCGUCAUGCACCAAACCCAUAGUUUCAAAAGAAAUGAAAACACUGAUUACCUGGUGGUGGCUGGAAUCUGGGGUUGAUUGGUCACUGUGCUAUUCCACCCAGCACCUGUUUUGCCACGUGCCCAAGACAAUGAAAGCAUUGUGGUGGCUCCUGAGCUGUGCAUGUCACAGCCUGGCUGGGAAGACAAACUCCUUCCAACAUAGAGGAGGCUCCUUGAUAAUGUAGUUGAUUCCAGGUAGAUGCGUCUGAUUGCCCGGUGAGUUUCCCUCAAAAAGACGAUACCAUUUUGGAAGAAAACUAGAUUGGGAUAUGAAUUAUGUCAUGUCCCCUCAACCUGAUUUUCAAAUGAUUUUCAACACUAAUUUCAGGUAAUUCCUAGUUCUAUAUUAGCUGGUAUCUGAGAGAAAUCUGAAUCAAAUCUGAAAAUCCAGACCACUGGUCUGGGACAAGGCCAGAGCUGCGUGUCUCAAAUGCAUUCUUCCCUUUCAUCCUGCAUAAAACCUCAGGGAGGACACUCUGAAAAUGGUGGUAAUCACUGUGAAGGCACUAAAUGCCAAUGAAUUCUUUUUAAAAGUGAUCGUACGCCAUGCGGAUUUCACCUCAAAGGAACCUAAUAAGAAUCCAGCAGUCCCGUGUCAUCAUUUUGUUAAGCAUCCCUAUAAUCCCUAAGCAUGGGGUGACAAAGCAUGUUAGAACCCCAUAUAUUCAAACCCUGUUCUUGCGCUCAGCUUCUCGGAUUCUACAUCAAUAAAAUUGGAAUGCGAGCUCCCCUCUU
This is a messenger RNA of Microtus oregoni (creeping vole), 4869 nucleotides long. RefSeq names its product phospholipase B1 (gene Plb1). The record is from RefSeq and is a predicted model, not a curated record. The coding region runs from base 281 to 3724 and encodes 1147 amino acids. Gene Ontology annotation, biological process: phospholipid metabolic process. NCBI's taxonomy places the organism in Eukaryota, Metazoa, Chordata, Mammalia, Rodentia, Cricetidae. The transcript is spliced from 44 exons. Gene Ontology annotation, cellular component: brush border membrane. Gene Ontology annotation, molecular function: A2-type glycerophospholipase activity; phosphatidylcholine lysophospholipase A1 activity; retinyl-palmitate esterase activity.